AUGGUUCAGGUUCAAAUUGCUGAUGGAAUAUUAGAAGGAGAAGUAGUCGAUAAUGAAUAUGGGGGAAAAAUAUACAGCUUUAAAGGUAUUCCAUAUGCACAACCUCCACUGGGAGAUCUAAGAUUUAAGGCUCCUUUGCCACCAAAACCUUGGAGCGGAGUGCGAGAUGCUAAGAAGUUGGGAAACGAAUGUUAUCAUUACGAUAUUUUCUUACAAAAACUCACUCCUGGAAGCGAAGACUGCCUGUACAUCAAUGUGUUCUCGCCGAACAUAACACCCACCAAGCCGCUGCCGGUCAUGCUUUGGAUUCACGGAGGAGGUUUUACAAGCGGAAGCGGUUCCGAUGAGAUGUUCGGACCAGAUUUCUUAAUAAGACAUGACGUUAUUCUUGUCUCGUUUAACUAUAGACUCGAGGUACUCGGCUUCCUUUGCUUGGACACGGAAGACGUACCUGGCAAUGCGGGCAUGAAAGACCAGGUUGCUGCAUUAAGAUGGGUUCAAAAAAAUAUCAGCAACUUUGGGGGAGAUCCUAAUAACGUUACGAUUUUCGGAGAAAGUGCCGGAGGUGCGAGUGUUUCCUUCCACCUUUUGUCACCCAUGAGUAAAGGAUUAUUUAAGAGAGCUAUACCACAAAGUGGACUCGCUAUUGCUCACUGGCCAACAAGCUUUAUGAUCAAAUGUAGAUCGUUGCAGUUGGCUAGAGAAUUGGGGUGCUAUGCAAAAGAUGAGAAGAAAGUGUACGAGUUUCUAAAGGCACAACCUGUUGAAGCACUUGUUAAGAAACAUAUUACACUGACGUAUACGGAAACUAAUAAAGAAGCUCUUUUUGUGCCGUUUAAUAUUACUGCCGAAAAACAAUUUGGAAAUAAUGAAAGGUUCAUGGUAGCUGAGCCUAUCGAAGUAUUACGUGAUUACGGUAUACAUGAAGGAGUGGAUGUUAUGGAAGGCUACACUGAAGACGAGGGAGUUUUAUUUCUAGGGUCCGGUCAAAGCAUCCACAAAAUGUUCACGGAGGCUAAUAAGUACCACGAAUUUUUCGUACCGAGAUCAAUCGUCAUACAUUGUCCACUAAUCGAUCAAAUACAAGUAGGCAAAAUGAUCAAGAAUUACUAUUUUAAAGAUGAGGACAUGUCAAUGGACAACGUGUAUACAUUACAAAAGUAUCUUGGUACAGAAAGCUUUAAAUAUCCUUCAAUUUUAUUCCAAAAGAUUUGUGCAAAAAAAGGAAAAAAUAAAUUUUUCCUGUAUACAUUUACUUGCAAGUCUGAAUUAAAUUUCACCAAACAUCUACUUGGUGUAGCAGAUAUCGUGGGAGAUAGGACUGUAGUCUGUCAUGGCGAUGAACUUAAUUAUAUUUUCAAUACUAUCAUGUUUACUGCAUAUAACAUAAAAGUUGAUGUCAACUCACGACUCUUCAAGUUAAUAGACCAAGUUACAAAACUUUGGACAAAUUUUGCUAAAUAUGGUAAUCCUACACCCGAUGAAAGUCUCGGAGUCAUUUGGAAACCAUAUUCUUUAGAAGGACAGGACUUUUUGGACAUCGGUAAUAAUUUAGUGGCUGGUACUGCACCAGACAAGGAUGAACUGGAAUUCUGGGAAUGUAUCUUCAAGAAAUAUUGUCCGAAGUUUGCUCCUUGAAAUAACAAAAAGAGAUUUUAC
Molecule: messenger RNA, 1659 nt
Organism: Papilio polytes (common Mormon)
Lineage: Eukaryota; Metazoa; Arthropoda; Insecta; Lepidoptera; Papilionidae
Product: cholinesterase 1-like
Exons: 3
Coding region: 1-1638 (545 amino acids)
Source: RefSeq, a predicted model, not a curated record